Labrus mixtus (cuckoo wrasse) is the source of this 1201-nucleotide messenger RNA. RefSeq lists its product as uncharacterized. NCBI's taxonomy places the organism in Eukaryota, Metazoa, Chordata, Actinopteri, Labriformes, Labridae. The record is from RefSeq and is a predicted model, not a curated record. Gene Ontology annotation, biological process: mitochondrial ATP transmembrane transport; mitochondrial ADP transmembrane transport. The transcript has 5 exons. The coding region runs from base 26 to 922 and encodes 298 amino acids. Gene Ontology annotation, cellular component: mitochondrial inner membrane. Gene Ontology annotation, molecular function: ATP:ADP antiporter activity.
UCUACUGCAAGAACACAUCCGCACCAUGAAUGAGACAGCUGUAUCUUUCGCCAAGGAUUUCUUGGCCGGUGGCAUCUCGGCUGCCAUCUCCAAAACAGCCGUCGCCCCGAUCGAGAGAGUGAAGCUGCUCCUUCAGGUCCAGCAUGCCAGCAAGCAGAUCACCGCAGAUAUGCAGUACAAGGGAAUCAUGGACUGUGUCGUCCGUAUCCCCAAGGAGCAGGGAUUCCUUUCCUUCUGGAGAGGUAACCUUGCCAAUGUCAUCAGAUAUUUCCCCACCCAGGCCCUCAACUUUGCGUUCAAGGACAAGUACAAGAGGAUCUUCCUUGACGGCGUCGACAAGCGCGCCCAGUUCUGGAGGUACUUCGCCGGCAACCUGGCCUCCGGUGGCGCCGCCGGAGCGACCUCCCUCUGUUUCGUGUACCCCCUCGACUUCGCCCGUACCCGUCUGGCCGCCGAUGUCGGCAAGGCCGGCGCUGGCCGGGAGUUCAACGGUCUGGGAGACUGCCUGGUGAAGAUCUUCAGGUCUGAUGGUCUGAAGGGCCUGUACCAGGGCUUCAACGUGUCCGUGCAGGGCAUCAUCAUCUACAGGGCUGCGUACUUUGGCAUCUACGACACAGCCAAGGGUAUGCUUCCCGACUCCAAGAACGCCAGCAUUUUGGUGAGCUGGAUGAUCGCUCAGAGUGUGACCGCUGUUGCCGGUCUGACCUCAUACCCCUUCGACACUGUCCGUAGACGUAUGAUGAUGCAGUCUGGACGUAAAGGAGCCGACAUCAUGUACACCGGGACCAUCGACUGCUGGCGCAAGAUUGCACGCGACGAAGGUGGCAAGGCUUUCUUCAAGGGGGCCUGGUCCAACGUGCUCAGAGGCAUGGGCGGCGCCUUCGUGCUGGUGUUGUACGACGAGCUGAAGAAAGUCCUGUAAAUUGUCAUUUUGUCACACCACUGUCCAAUUUGGCUAAAUGUAAUAACCUUCCAUUUCUAUGGACUCUGCAUUCUGCCUUAUUUAUGGGAACAAACUAUAGUGAGUCACCACUAGCUGUGGGCGAUGGCUGUACGUUGUGCAUCUUUCUGAUUUUAAACGUUCCACACCCUCUUUACCAAUGUCAUUCCUGUUAAAGAAAUCUGAUACCUCCUCCUGUUAUUCACUAGGUUUGUAUGGUCCCAACUUGAAUAAAUCUAUUCUGGGGAACAAACUCAACAA